Messenger RNA from Macrosiphum euphorbiae (potato aphid), 720 nucleotides. The record is from the annotation of a GenBank genome assembly. NCBI's taxonomy places the organism in Eukaryota, Metazoa, Arthropoda, Insecta, Hemiptera, Aphididae.
AUGCAACCUCCUCCCAGGAAGGGAAAUUAUGUUAAGUUUUUAAAAAAUCUUCAUUCGGAACAAAUAGCAAAAUUACUUUUAAAAAACCAAAACGAAUGUGAUUUGUUGGAGGACAUAAGGAGUUUUUUGAUCAAAAAAUCUUCCAUAGAGAAAUCAUAUUCUGAUGCAUUACUUAAAAUAUCUGUUGCUUUUUUGAACAAGAAAAUUGCUAAUAUACCGGACAUAAAGACUGAAGGCAGUGAAGAAAAAUGGAAUAUGUGGAAUGUGUGGCGAACAGUUCUUGAAGAAAACGAAACGGCUGCAAAGGCACGAUUAGAAGCAAUCGAAGUUUUACAAAACCAAAUAAAUGACGAGGCGAAAGCUCUUCGAGCGCAUAAACUUCAGAUUGCAAAAAAAUGUACAGAUCAUUUAGCAUUGGUACAAAAAGAGCUUCAUUCUUCCGUCCAAGAUGUAGAUAAAACGAAAAAGUUUUAUUUCGACGAAGAACAAAGUGCUCAUGAAGUGAGAGACAAGGCUAAGGAUAUAGAAGAAAAGUUAAAGAAAAAAAAAGGAUCGUUUCUUCAGUCAAUCACCUCUUUACAAAAGAAUAGUGUGAAAGUGUCUUCCAGAAGAGAAGUUUUGGAAGAGAAAUCUUCGGGAGCUAGAAACGAUUAUUUACUGAGUCUGGCAGCUGCAAAUGCUCAUCAGACACGAUACUUUUUGGUUGACCUUCAAAUGUAA